Nerophis lumbriciformis (worm pipefish) is the source of this 2569-nucleotide messenger RNA. It is a transcript of the gene hsd17b4, whose product is annotated as hydroxysteroid (17-beta) dehydrogenase 4. NCBI's taxonomy places the organism in Eukaryota, Metazoa, Chordata, Actinopteri, Syngnathiformes, Syngnathidae. Gene Ontology annotation, molecular function: oxidoreductase activity. The record is from RefSeq and is a predicted model, not a curated record.
ACCGCCCUCUGGAAAUUGCGGAAGUAGAACUUUCGUUUCAGAAGUUCACAACGCCAAGUGUCAAGGGUGGUCCAGUUCCUAAGACGAAGAAUAAACUUCUCAACGCCAUGUCUUUGUCCUUUGAGGGAAGAGUUGUGCUCGUCACAGGCGCUGGAGGAGGACUUGGAAAAGAAUAUGCAUUGGCUUUUGCUGAAAGAGGUGCCUCUGUUGUAGUGAAUGACCUUGGGGCAGACACUAAAGGGGGUGGAAAGAGUUCUGCAGCUGCUGAUAAGGUUGUGGAGAAGAUAAGAGCCGAGGGAGGCAAGGCAGUGGCCAACUACGACUCUGUAGAAGAUGGAGAGAAGCUCAUUCAAGCAGCUCUGGAUACGUUUGGAAGAAUAGAUGUUGUUGUCAACAAUGCUGGGAUACUUCGUGACCGAUCUUUUGCCAGGACAAGUGAUUUGGACUGGGACCUUAUUCACAGAGUUCACCUGCGAGGCUCGUUUUUGGUGACCCGUGCUGCCUGGAACCACAUGAAAAAACAAAAAUUUGGAAGAAUCAUCAUGACGGCUUCGGCCGCAGGCAUCUACGGCAACUUCGGCCAAGCCAACUACAGCGCCGCUAAGCUGGGUUUACUGGGGUUGUCAAACACCCUGGCCAUCGAGGGCAGCAAGUACAACAUCCAUUGCAACACCAUUGCUCCUGUUGCUGGGUCGCGGCUCACUGAGACUGUUAUGCCUCCAGAUCUUGUGGCGGCGCUGAAGCCGGAGUACGUGGCUCCCAUGGUGCUCUGGCUCUGUCAUGAACAAUGCCAAGAAAACGGAGGACUCUUUGAGCUUGGCGCAGGCUGGAUUGGCAAAUUGCGCUGGGAGAGAACGCAGGGCUGCAUCACCAGACAUAAGAACCAGCCCAUGACUCCCGAGGCUGUCAGGGACCAGUGGGACAAAGUUUGUGAUUUUACUGACUCCACCAAGCCGACUUCAGUACAAGAAUCACUCCAGUCCAUUAUGACUGUGCUGUCUAAGGUUGAGUCGGGGCAAGAUGUUCGCGCCAGCCCAACCGCCGGUCCUGCUACUGUAGCCUCCUCCAGCUCUGGCAUCGACCCUAUGGUAGCAGUUGGACAAAAACUUCCUCCGUCUACAUUCAGCUUCUCACACACGCAGUGCAUCCUGUAUGCGCUGGGCGUAGGCAUGUCAACAAAGGACCCCGACCACCUCAGGUUCCUGUAUGAAGGCCAUCCAGAUUUUAGCUGCCUCCCCACCUUCGGGGUCAUUCCCUCCCAGGCGGCCAUGAUGGAUGGCGGCCUGAGCGCAGUGCCCGGACUCAACAUUGACUUCACGCAGGUGUUACAUGGCGAGCAGUACCUGGAGCUCUACAAAACAUUUCCUACUUCUGGCAGUCUGACCUCACAAGCCUCCAUCGCGGACGUUUUGGAUAAAGGUUCUGGAGCGCUCAUCCUCCUUGAUGUGAACACCUACAGCGGCGACGAGCUGAUCUGCUUCAACCAGUUUUCGGUGUUUGUGGUCGGCGCCGGCGGAUUUGGAGGGAAAAGAACGUCUGAGAAAGCCAAAGCCCUGGUGCUGCCUCCGCAGCGGGCGCCAGAUGCAGUGCUGGUGGAUUCCACCACCAGAGACCAGGCCGCCUUGUACCGUCUAAGCGGCGACUGGAAUCCCCUCCACAUUGACCCAGGUUUUGCCGCCAUGGGAGGCUUCAAGGCGCCCAUCCUGCACGGUCUGUGCUCCUUUGGCUUCGCAGCGAGACACGUCCUCAAGCACUUUGCAGGCAACGAUCCCUCCAGAUUCAAGGCCAUCAAGGUGCGCUUUGUGAAGCCAGUGAUGCCUGGUCAGAGCCUCCAGACUGAGAUGUGGAAGGAAGGCAGCAGAGUUCACAUCCAGUGUAAAGUGAAGGAGACGGGUGAUGUCGUGCUCUCCGGCGCUUACGUGGAUCUACACGAAACGGCGCAGGCGUCAGCCGGUGUUCCUCAGGGCGGGCUUCAGAGCGAGUUGGUGUUUGCCGAGAUCGGCCGCCGCAUACAAGAGACCGGAGACGACCUCGUCAAGAAGGUCAACGCCGUCUUCGGCUGGGAGAUCACCAAAGACGGCAAGAACGCGGCGCAGUGGGUUAUUGAUUUAAAGAACGGCAGCGGUGCUCUGCAUCCUGGUCCUUACGCCGGGAAGGCGGACGUCACCUUCACCGUGUCAGAUGAAGACUUCAUGGAUGUGGUGCUGGGGAAAGUCAACCCUCAGAAGGCCUUCUUUUCUGGGAAACUGAAGAUUCGAGGGAAUGUCAUGCUGAGUCAAAAACUGGAGAUUAUCCUGAAGGAUCACGCCAAGCUGUGAGUGCCCACCCUCUACAAAGCGGAGGAUAUUAUUGUACUCAUGGAAUUAAUUAAAAAGUACAGAUAACAAACCGUGCUAAACAAAUCCACAAAUAGAUUUUCCACUGUGAUAACACUAAAAUUGAGUAUAAACAAUUGUACAGAAAUGUUAUUUUACAGCCCUAAUCAGUGCAAAUGUGUCCAUGUCAUCAAACUAACCAAAUGGUUUUUUUGUGUUGAAUUUAUCAAUAAACAAGAUCAUUUAUUCGUCAA